GGCGGCGGCCAAUCAGGAGUGUCCAUCUGAUGUAAAUAAACUGCGGCCGCGAGCUCAUGUAACAGCUGGGGAAGAGCGGAAAACUGCGGGGAAACAUGGUCGAGACGGCUGGCAGCGAGAAGAGGGAAACCAAGAGGAGCUCAGCGAGCGGCGGCCAACAGGAGGCCGCGGGAGGACUGUGGGAUUCUGUGAAGAAAGCUGCUUUUGUCAUCGGAUCUGGAAUAUUAUUCUUGGCUGCCUUUGGGAACUCGCUGACAUGGCACCUUCAGAAUUUCUGGGGAGCUUCAGGCGACUUCUGGCAGAACCUGUGGACGAAGGUGUACCUGGCGUUUCAAGGUCAUGAUGCUACUUUGUUCUUCCUAGGAACCAUGUUGGCCCCAACGUUGGUAUUCUGGGCGUUAAAUGGUCUCCUGCUGUUGGUGGACACCUCUGGUACACCGUCUUUCAUCACUCGUUACCGCAUCCAGGAGGACAAGAACAGUCCAGUUGAUCCCGUGAAGCUGAGGCAAGCGGUGAAGGCCGUCCUCUUCAAUCAGGUGUUCAUCUCAGGACCCAUGGUGGUGGCCGUCUACUGCCUGAUGAGCUGGAGGGGCGACCCCUGCGGCCCAGAGCUGCCCACCUUCCACUGGGCCCUCAUGGAGCUGGCCAUCUUCUCCAUCUUGGAGGAAAUUCUGUUUUACUACUCGCACAGGUUGUUCCACCAUCCCAGCCUCUACAAGCAUUUCCACAAACAGCACCAUGAGUGGACCGCUCCCAUCGGAGUCGUCUCCAUCUACGCUCAUCCUCUGGAGCACGUGAUCUCCAACAUGCUGCCUGUGAUAAUGGGGCCGGUUGUAAUGGGCUCGCACAUCACCACCACCACCAUGUGGUACUGCCUGGCUCUGGUCAGCACCACCAUCUCCCACUGCGGCUACCACCUCCCCUUCCUGCCCUCGCCCGAGUUCCACGACUUCCACCACCUCCGGUUCAACCAGUGCUUCGGCGUUUUCGGCGUUCUGGACCGGCUCCACGGCACCGACUCCAAGUUCAGGCAGACGAAGCAGUACGAGCGACACACCCUGCUCACCAGCCUCACCCCCCUCACCCAGAGCAUCCCCGAAACGCCCAAGAAGGGCCAGUGAUGACCUGCAGCCUCCGACUUUUAGACUCUCGGGGUUAAACAGGUUCUGGUUUGAUUUAACUUCUCUUAACCGGAGUUUUAGCCUGUGAAACCACACAUCUUUUAACCUUGAUUUUAUUAAUGUAACCCAAUUAUUUCAUAAAGGAAAUGUUGAUCAUCUCCUACCGUCCUCGGCUCAUAGUGAUGUAAUUGUGUUACGGCCGCGGCUGUUUUACUGUAGUGCUGGAUGAAAGCGUUAAUCCAGGGUUUGUGUAUUAAUUCCUGAUCUUUUCUAGCAGCACUUAAAGCUCGCCAGGUUUCUCUUCUGAUGCGUUCACUUGUAGCUCGGAUAGAAGAGACUCCGACAGAGGAGCAGCACUUUGGACUCAAAUGUUAAAUGUGUCUUUUUGUAAUUGUGGACCCAACUGUGGGGAACAUGCAAAAUAAAGUAUGUCAGAAUAAUGUUC
Molecule: messenger RNA, 1566 nt
Organism: Fundulus heteroclitus (mummichog)
Lineage: Eukaryota; Metazoa; Chordata; Actinopteri; Cyprinodontiformes; Fundulidae
Gene: faxdc2
Product: fatty acid hydroxylase domain containing 2
Exons: 9
Coding region: 96-1121 (341 amino acids)
Biological process (GO): sterol biosynthetic process
Molecular function (GO): C-4 methylsterol oxidase activity; iron ion binding
Source: RefSeq, a predicted model, not a curated record